Thelazia callipaeda (thelaziosis nematode) is the source of this 1638-nucleotide messenger RNA. Lineage: Eukaryota; Metazoa; Nematoda; Chromadorea; Rhabditida; Thelaziidae. The record is from the annotation of a GenBank genome assembly.
AUGACUUUAUAUGUUUGCCCGAAAACUGGAGAUGAUUCAAACGACGGUACUGAGCUAAAACCGUUAAGAUCACUUUUUCAAGCUAUGGUGAUUGCGAAAUCAGCGAAAGGGGAUUUUUUAAUCAGAACAGAAAAAGAUGGAAAGAAGAUAUGGGAAUGUGCUUCAAAGACGGCAUUAAAGAAAAACCAGAAGCGUUUUGAACAGGAAAUGCGCAAAAAUGAGAAAGUUUCUGCAAGAGAACAAGAUUUGGAGAAAAGCAUUAUGGCAUCCCUCGAGGAGGCGAAAAAAAUACGCAUAGAGCUAAACCAGAAUUUAGCAUGUCAUUUUGGUUUGAAAAUUCGAAAUCUAAUCAGUUAUCGGAAUCAACGUGUGUGUAUUAAAGCAUGGGUACAUCGAAUACGUAGGCAAGGAAAAUCGUUAAUGUUUUUCAUCUUGCGGGAUGGGACUGGUUUUCUUCAAGCUGUGCUCACAGAUAAAUUGUGCCAAACCUAUGAUGCCCUAACAUUAAAUACGGAGAGCACUGUAGAGAUAUAUGGUGUGGUGAAAGAAGUUCCGAAAGGAAAAGAAGCACCAAGUGGUCAUGAAUUAAUAGCAGAUUUUUGGAGCGUAAUUGGAAAUGCUCCUCCUGGAGGUAUUGACAAUGUUCUGAAUGAGGAAGCAGGUGUAGACAAGAUGCUAGAUAAUAGGCAUUUGGUAAUACGAGGUGAAAAUGCUGCCGCAUUGUUACGUUUGAAGGCAGCUGCUACUCGAGCAAUGCGAGAACACUUUUAUGGUGCUGGUUAUAUUGAAAUUAUGCCUCCAACAUUAGUUCAAACUCAGGUAGAGGGUGGAUCAACGUUGUUUGGACUUGACUAUUUUGGAGAACCGUCUUAUCUUACUCAGUCAUCACAACUGUAUUUGGAAACUGUUAUUCCUUCUCUUGGUGACGUUUACUGCAUUGCACAGUCAUAUAGAGCUGAAAAGUCUCGGACUCGUCGGCAUCUUGCGGAAUAUGCACACGUUGAAGCAGAAUGUCCAUUCAUAACUUUUGAUGAACUGAUGAUGAAAAUUGAAGAACUAGUUUGUGACACAGUUAAUCGCCUAUUGGCUGAUGAAGAAAGUAAAAAAUUGCUAGAACGCAUUAAUCCAAACUUUGUUCCGCCAGAACGACCAUUUCUAAAACUUGAGUAUAAGGACGCCAUCAAAUGGCUACAGGAACAUGGUGUUAAAAACGAAUUUGGCAGAGAUUUCUGUUAUGGCGAGGACAUUGCUGAAGCUGCAGAACGUUUUAUGACGGAUACAAUUAAUAAGCCAAUCUUGCUCAAUCGUUUUCCAAGUGGGAUCAAGGCGUUCUACAUGCAGCGAGAUGCAAAUGACAAUAAUUUAACAGAAUCUGUUGAUCUUCUCAUGCCUGGGGUUGGGGAAAUUGUUGGCGGAAGUAUGAGAAUUUGGAAGGCUGACGAGCUUUCUAAAGCAUUUGAAAAUGCUAAAAUCGAUUCGAAACCAUACUACUGGUAUUUGGAUCAACGCAUUUAUGGCACUUGUCCUCAUGGUGGAUAUGGACUUGGCUUGGAACGAUUCAUUUGUUGGUUGACUAAUACGUAUCAUAUUCGUGAUGUUUGUCUUUAUCCACGUUUUGUUGGUCGAUGUGCUCCAUGA